AUGUCGGCCCCGACGGCACCACCUGCCCUUCGUCGGCUUAUCCUCCGCCUCUUCUCACGCAAGUACGGGCUGCAGCUUCACGCCAGUGCCAUCUCCUUCAUCGUAGACACCCUCGACGAGCAUGGCCUACUGGAGGACGAGGCAGUGUGGCAGGACUCCAUAGAAGCGUUGGCAAAGGGUGUCGUCGAGGAUCUGGGAAGGGGCGAAGGGACGAGCUCGAUUGUGACGAGAACCGCCCUCGAAAGGGUCUACGAAUCCUUGCUCGUCGCCGACACGGCCGCGAGCGCAACACAAAUCGAGCGGCUACAGAACGACAUAACGUCCCGAGACCCCUUGACAUAUGGGGAAAAGGCGGAUCCGCACCGCUUCUUCCACGUCGUUGACUCGUUCAAGAUGCCAAAGGUCGUCUUUGACGAGCGAAGAAAGGUGUUUGAAAAGACUUCGCAGGCGCCCAAGCUCCUCCCACCCGCCACCUCAAAGCCGGCAUACCUCUUGGAGCGGCUCAACAUUGUCAAGAGCGCAGUGCUACGAAACGAGAAUUUCCUGCCCCCUUUGGCCGUGGGUAGCGGCAAGGAUCGCGACGCAUUCAUGAAGCUCACUUCGACGACAAAUCUUCUCGGUCGACAAGGGCAACGCUUUCUCCUCUUCGGGCUGCUCUGCACCACCUCCGAUGGACGAUAUGCACUCGAAGAUGCAGACGGCGUCGUUGGCCUAGACCUUGAAGACACUAUUCCGGGUGAAGGCAUCUUCACAGAAGGCAGUAUGGUCCUCGUUGAGGGAGAGUUCACCCAGGAGGAAAGAAUUCAUGUGUUUGCAAUUGGCCAUCCUCCCAGUGAACCUCGCAAGCAAGCUAGACUGUUGUGUAACCAAGUUGACUUCCUGGGGACCGGGUCCAUGUCUCUCAAGGAGGAAAGCGCGAUGAAGAUCCACGAAGAGUCGCAUUCUGACCUCGCCUUUGUCUUCAUUUCGGACCUUCAUCUCGACCAUCCCAAAACGUUGUCCAGCUUCCGAUCCAUGCUUCAGGGCUACCUCGACGCCGACUUUAUCCCCUUCGCUUUUGUUCUUUGUGGAAGCUUUCUCGAGAACAGCAAGACUGGCAAGGGCGACGUCAUCUCACGUUACCAAGACGCAUUCUCCAACCUCGGCGACGUCCUUUCCGCCUUCCCGUCCAUCAUUGCCGCAUCGCAUUUUGUUUUCGUUCCCUCUCCCUCCGAUCCAUUCUCGUCACCGACGCUUCCGCGAAGCGCCCUAUCGUCUGCAAUCUCCAGCAAGCUCUUCGCACGGCUCAACCGACCCUCCUUGGCCAGUGUCAAGGUCGAAGACCACAUUCAUUUCACCUCAAACCCGGCGCGGUUGCGCUACUUUGGACAAGACAUUGUGGUGUUCCGCGAGGAUCUCAUGGGAAAGAUGCUGCGCAACACCAUCAGGCUCAAGGAAGAGGCGCGCGAGGUGGAUCUGAAGAAAUACCUCGUGUCGACGAUUCUGGAUCAGGCCCACCUCUGCCCGCUACCACAACAGGCGCGUCCGGUCCUGUGGGACUAUGAUCACACGCUUCGCCUCUACCCCAUGCCGACGGCGCUCGUCUUGGCAGACACCUUUGACAGGUUCGAGUUGACGUACGAGGGUUGUCAUGUUUUCAAUCCCUCACGUUUCAAGGGCAACCACUUCGGGUGGACAACGUACUAUCCCGCCAGCGGCAAGGCCGAGCGAAGUGAAUUGCCGCAUUAG
Molecule: messenger RNA, 1728 nt
Organism: Acaromyces ingoldii
Lineage: Eukaryota; Fungi; Basidiomycota; Exobasidiomycetes; Exobasidiales; Cryptobasidiaceae
Product: DNA polymerase epsilon, subunit B
Exons: 6
Coding region: 1-1728 (575 amino acids)
Biological process (GO): DNA-templated DNA replication; error-prone translesion synthesis
Cellular component (GO): epsilon DNA polymerase complex
Molecular function (GO): DNA binding
Source: RefSeq, a predicted model, not a curated record